Molecule: messenger RNA, 1962 nt
Organism: Nomascus leucogenys (northern white-cheeked gibbon)
Lineage: Eukaryota; Metazoa; Chordata; Mammalia; Primates; Hylobatidae
Gene: SFTPB
Product: surfactant protein B
Biological process (GO): sphingolipid metabolic process
Cellular component (GO): lysosome
Source: RefSeq, a predicted model, not a curated record
AUGCCCCAAGCAGGGUACACAGGCUGCAGAGGUGCCAUGGCCAACUCAUACCUGCUGCAGUGGCUGCUGCUGCUGCUGCCCAUGCUCUGUGGCCCAGGCACUGCUGCCUGGACCACCUCAUCCUUGGCCUGUGCCCAGGGCCCUGAGUUCUGGUGCCAAAGCCUGGAGCAAGCAUUGCAGUGCAGAGCCCUAGGGCACUGCCUACAGGAAGUCUGGGGACAUGUGGGAGCCGAUGACCUAUGCCAAGAGUGUGAGGACAUCGUCCACAUCCUUAACAAGAUGGCCAAGGAGGCCAUUUUCCAGGACACGAUGCGGAAGUUCCUGGAGCAGGAGUGCAACAUCCUCCCCUUGAAGCUGCUCAUGCCCCAGUGCAACCAAGUGCUCGACGACUACUUCCCUCUGGUCAUCGACUACUUCCAGAACCAGAUUGACUCAAAGGGCAUCUGUAUGCACCUGGGCCUGUGCAAAUCCCGGCAGCCAGAGCCAGAGCAGGAGCCAGGGAUGUCAGACCCCCUGCCCGAACCUCUGCAGGACCCUCUGCCGGACAAGCUCAUCCUCCCCAUGCUGCCCGGGGCCCUCCAGGCGAGGCCUGGGCCUCACACACAGGAUCUCUCCGAGCAGCAAUUCCCCAUUCCUCUCCCCUAUUGCUGGCUCUGCAGGGCUCUGAUCAAGCGGAUCCAAGCCAUGAUUCCCAAGGGUGUGCUAGCUGUGGCAGUGGCCCAGGUGUGCCGCGUGGUACCUCUGGUGGCGGGUGGCAUCUGCCAGUGCCUGGCUGAACGCUACUCCGUCAUCCUGCUUGACAUGCUGCUGGGCCGCAUGCUGCCCCAGCUGGUCUGCGGCCUCGUCCUCCGGUGCUCCAUAGAUGACAGCGCUGGCCCAGGUGAGCCGACAGGAGAAUGGCUGCCGCAAGACUCUGAGUGCCGCCUCUGCAUGUCCGUGACCACCCAGGCAGGGAACAGCAGUGAGCAGGCCAUACCACAGGCAAUGCUCCAGGCCUGUGUCGGCUCCUGGCUGGACAGGGAAAAGUGCAAGCAAUUUGUGGAGCAGCACACGCCCCAGCUGCUGACCCUGGUGCCCAGGGGCUGGGAUGCCCACACCACCUGCCAGGCCCUCGGGGUGUGUGGGACCAUGUCCAGCCCUCUCCAGUGUAUCCACAGCCCCGACCUUUGAUGAGAACUCAGCUGUCCAGAAAAAACACCGUCCUUUAAAGUGCUGCAGUAUGGCCGGACGUGGUGGCUCACACCUGUAAUCCCAGCACCUUAGGAGGCCGAGGCAGGAGGAUCACUUGAGGUCAGGAGUUCGAGACCAGCCUCGCCAACAUGGUGAAACCCCGUUUCUACUAAAAAUACAAAAAAUUAGCCAGGUGUGGUGGCGUAUGCCUGUAAUCCCAACUACUCAGAAGGCUGAGGCAGGAGAAUCGCUUGAGCACAGGACUGCAGCCCAGGAGGCAGAGGUUGCAGUGAGCCGAGAUCGCACCACUGCACUCCAGCCUGGGUGACAGAGCAAGACUCCAUCUCAGUAAAUAAAUAAAUAAAAAGCACUGCAGUAGCUGUGGCCUCAACCUGAAGUCAGCGGGCCCAGGCCUACCUCGCUCUCUCCCUUGGCAGAAAAGCAGACGUCCACAGCUCCUCUCCCUCACAAGCGCUCCCAGCCUGCCCUCCAGCUGCUGCUCUCCCCUCCCAGACUCUACUCACUGGGACGAGGUUAGGUCGGGAGGACACCAAAAACCUAAAAAUAAACAAAAAGCCAAACAAGCCUUAGCUUUCUUAAAGACUGAAAUGCCUGGAAGUGUCCCUUUAUUUAUAAAAUAACUUUUGCCAUAUUGGUUAUACAUGUUUCUUGUAAGAAAUUCAGAAACUACAGACAAAAAGACAGUGGAAAUUACCCAAUGUCAGGCCUCUGAGCCCAAGCUAAACCAUCAUAUCUCCUGUGCCCUGCACAUAUACAUCCACAUGGCCUGAA